UUGUUAUUCUUUUGCUCACGUGCUUUCGUGUUUUGUCACUUUUGUGUAGUGUGCACUGGGAUUGUGCCACUACGAAAUUGUAAUUCCGAAUUCGUGGUCAAUCAUUACUACUAUUAUAAUUUAUUUAUCGCCGACCUGCUUACAAUGGCCAAAAGUAUAAGGAGUAAGUGGCGCCGGAAGAUGAGAGCUAUCAAGCGGAUCAGGUAUGGCGUGAAGGAAUUAGACAGAUUGAAGAAUAUGCUGGUUAACGCUGGAGAAAUAGAAGUCAAGGAAGGCGGUGAAAUUGAACAUGUUUGUUUAGUUAAAGCUAAGAAUGAAGAAGCUGAAAAAAUUCAACUAGAAAAGGAAGAAAAAGCUAAAGUGGAAAAAACUGCAGAAUCUGUAAAGGAAACUCCAAAAAAAGUUCAACACCCAACUUGGCUCAGAAAAAAGGAAUACAAAAAAUACAUAAGAAGUUAUAGAAAACAACAGUCAAUCAACGCUAAAAGAAUAAAGGGAUCAAUUAAAAAAAAAAAAAGUAACGCUAUAAAAAACUUGUAAUUUUGACCAUUUGAAAAAUAAAAUAUUACUGUUUAAAGUUUA
Molecule: messenger RNA, 582 nt
Organism: Rhopalosiphum padi (bird cherry-oat aphid)
Lineage: Eukaryota; Metazoa; Arthropoda; Insecta; Hemiptera; Aphididae
Product: protein LLP homolog
Exons: 2
Coding region: 145-540 (131 amino acids)
Biological process (GO): dendrite extension
Cellular component (GO): nucleolus
Molecular function (GO): RNA binding
Source: RefSeq, a predicted model, not a curated record